CAAGUAUAUUUAAUAAAGUUAAAAUACGAUAUUCUGUUAGAGGGGCUCUGGGAGAAACAUUUCUUCUAUAGAACAAGAUAUAUUUAUUACGGUUUUUAUGAAGUAGAAUACACUUAGCUCAUAAUGGCAUUCGCAAGUAGAGCUUUCCUCUCUGCCUUUGCCCCAGUGAGGCAGCUAUGGAUGAAACCAUGCCUUCUUCACUCUGCAGCUGGGGUUGGACCAUGCUAUCAACAGACUGCAUCUCAACUAGAGGGGAUCAAGCUUACAAGCCACUUGCCAUUGACAGUUUUGUCGGAUGAAGAAGCAAUCAUGAAAGAAACUGCUUAUAAGUAUGCAAGUGAAAAGAUUGCUCCAGUGGUGAAGAAAAUGGAUGAAGAGGGCAAUUUAGACCAAAGUGUUGUCAAAGGCCUGUUUGAAAAUGGAGUAUGUAUAUAG
Messenger RNA from Macrobrachium nipponense, 435 nucleotides. RefSeq names its product short/branched chain specific acyl-CoA dehydrogenase, mitochondrial-like. The transcript is spliced from 3 exons. Bases 124 to 435 code for a protein of 103 amino acids. Gene Ontology annotation, molecular function: oxidoreductase activity, acting on the CH-CH group of donors; flavin adenine dinucleotide binding. NCBI's taxonomy places the organism in Eukaryota, Metazoa, Arthropoda, Malacostraca, Decapoda, Palaemonidae. The record is from RefSeq and is a predicted model, not a curated record.